Molecule: messenger RNA, 2307 nt
Organism: Coffea arabica (coffee)
Lineage: Eukaryota; Viridiplantae; Streptophyta; Magnoliopsida; Gentianales; Rubiaceae
Source: RefSeq, a predicted model, not a curated record
AUGAGAGCUUUGGUGUGGAAUUGUCAAGGAGUGGGGAGCCCCUUGACAGUUCCCCACCUGAGGGAGGUGAAUAACCUCCUCUCUCCAAGCCUUAUUUUCCUAAGUGAGACAAAAAAUAGAAAACAGGUGUUGGAUAGGAUUGCUAGAGGUUUACGUUUUGACAACAGUGCAGUGGUAGAAGCUAUGCACAAGGCAGGAGGAAUGGCAAUUUUUUGGAAGGAGGAAACACAAGUUCUGGAAGUUAAUCUAACAGCCUUCACUAUUGAAGUCAGGUUAGAGGAUGACGUUAAGCAUUGUGACUGGUGGUUUAUAGGAGUUUAUGCGAGUUGUGAUAGUCAGAUAAGGAAGGAACAAUGGAGAGUUUUGAGAGAUAGAAGCAGGUUGUGGGGAGAUAGAUACAUGAUCGCAGAUAUAGGCUUUGAGGGACACUCUUGGACUUGGAGUAACCAUUGGGAGGAUGAAGGAGAAAUUAGGCAGAGAUUAGACAGAUGCUUGGCCAGUUAUGAAUGGGUUCAAACUUUUGAUAAAGCUAAAUGCCAGCAUAUGGACACUUAUGCUUCUGAUCACAGCAUUUUGUGCUUAGAUACCGAUCCAGAAAAGGGGAAAAGGAAACAAAGGUUCUUUUUUGAUAAAAGAUGGUUGCAUAAGGAAGGGGUGCAACAGGUAGUGGAGCAAGCUUGGCAGAAGGAUGAACCUGGUUCACGUAUGUUUAAGAUUACAAGGAAGAUCAGAAACUGUAGAAUUGAGUUACUAAAAUGGAGGAACACGUUCCAAGCAAACUCUAAAAGGAAAAUUGUGGAGGUAAGGAAAAGACUGGAGGCCGUAAGUAGCUCUGAGGCUGCUAGUAAGAAGGAGAUGAUGACUGAGCUAAAGAACCAGCUUAAGGAAGCAUAUCAGGAAGAGGAGAAAUUCUGGAGCCAAAAGGCAAGGCUUGACUGGCUCAGGGAAGGAGAUAAAAACACUAAGUAUUUCCAUGCCUUUGUGAAGGGGAGAAGGAUUAAGAAUAGAAUCAGGAAACUGCAGAGGGAGAAUGGCUCUUGGGCUGAAAGUGAAGAAGAAAUAGUAUCAGAAAUCUCUGGUUUCUUUCGAGAAUUGUUCACAAGUGGAGGAAGGAAUGAUAUGUCAGAGAUCCUUGAGGGUAUUCCCCAUUCUAUUACUCAGGAAAUGAAUACAAAUUUGACUAAACCAGUAGAGGAAGAAGAAAUACAGUCAGCUAUUUUUUCCAUGCAGUCUGAUAAAGCUCCAGGACAUGAGUACAUGCAUUACCUCAAAAAUAAAAGGCAAGGGAAAGAAGGUUUCAUGGCAAUCAAGCUUGACAUGGCCAAAGCAUACGAUAGAGUGGAGUGGCAUUUUUUGCAAGCUAUGAUGCAGAAGAUGGGCUUUUGUGCAAGAUGGAUCAACUGGAUUACUAGCUGCUUGAGUUCAGUAUCUUAUUCCUUCAAUUGCAAUGGGGAAUCUAAAGGUUUUGUUACUCCAGAAAGGGGAAUAAGGCAGGGAGAUCCUCUGUCUCCAUACUUAUUCCUGAUAUGCUCAGAAGGAUUCUCCAACCUUUUGAAGAAAGCUGAGGAGAGGAAGGACAUAAAUGGUCUGAGGAUCAGCAGGCAAGGUCCUCUCAUCACACACCUUUUCUUUGCUGACGACUCACUCAUUUUUUGCAAAGCCAACAACAGGCAAGCCACUGAAGUCAUGAAGAUUCUUAGAACCUACGAAAAGGCUUCAGGACAGUUGAUUAACUUGGAUAAAUCAGCUAUCUUUUUCAGCAAGAAUGUGUCGAGGGAGCUCAGAAGAGAAGUGUGCAGUUCCUUAGGAGGAAUGGCUGAGAUGAAACAAGGCAAAUAUUUGGGGCUGCCUAUGGUGAUUGCCAGGACUAAGGACCAGAUAUUUGGGUUCAUCAAGGAAAAUAUAAGAAGAAAGCUGCAGGACUGGAGGAAUAAGUUUCUGAGUAAUGCAGGUAAGGAAGUGCUCCUCAAGGCAGUGUCAAUGGCAAUGCCUACUUAUGCUAUGUCCGAUUUCAAACUACCUAGGAAGAUGUGUAAAGACAUCAGCUCUAUGAUGGCCAACUACUGGUGGGGAGAAACAAAUGGCAAGAACAAAAUGCAUUGGGUUUUCUGGAGGAAAAUGUCAAUGAAGAGGAAUGAAGGAGGCCUGGGAUUCAAGGACAUUGAAGCUUAUAAUAAAGCCUUGCUUGGGAAACAGAUUUGGAGAAUAAUCACUAAACCGAACCUCCUGGUUAGCAAAGUGCUGAAAGCUAGAUACUUCCCCAAAGACUCCAUUUUAUCAUGCAAAACACAUAGGAAUGCGUCAUGA